Molecule: messenger RNA, 402 nt
Organism: Arabis nemorensis
Lineage: Eukaryota; Viridiplantae; Streptophyta; Magnoliopsida; Brassicales; Brassicaceae
Source: the annotation of a GenBank genome assembly
AUGGCUUCUAAAGCUCUUGCGGUUACAGCUCUUCUUCUCACACUUAAUCUUCUUCUCUUCACUUUUGUUACUUCCACAAAAUGUCCACCAACUACUCCUAAACCCCCAAAAACCCCAAGCCCGAAGAAAAACCCGGCGGUUAAACCAACUUGUCCUACCGACACACUUAAGCUCGGUGUUUGCGCAGACUUAUUGGGUUUAGUUAACGUUGUUGUUGGUUCACCACCAAAGACUCCUUGUUGUGGACUUCUUAAGGGUCUGGCUAAUCUUGAAGCUGCGGUUUGUCUUUGUACCGCGCUUAAAGCCAAUAUCUUGGGGCUUAAUCUCAAUGUUCCUGUUGAUCUAAGCUUGCUAUUGAACUAUUGUGGCAAGAAACUUCCUUAUGGUUUCCAAUGUGCUUGA